Molecule: messenger RNA, 954 nt
Organism: Spirometra erinaceieuropaei
Lineage: Eukaryota; Metazoa; Platyhelminthes; Cestoda; Diphyllobothriidea; Diphyllobothriidae
Source: the annotation of a GenBank genome assembly
AUGGAGGAGGAAGAGAACAACCAGCUGGCCUUCCUGGAUGUCCUCGUAUGCCGCAAAGAUUGUGGUGGACUAAAGACCAAUGUGUUCAGGAAAGCGACAAAUACGAUGCAAGUACUGAACUUCAACAGUAACCACCCAAUCAGCCACAAACGCAGUUGUGUAAGGACGCUCUAUCGGCGUGUCGAAACACACUGCAGUGAGCCGGAAGACAAGAUUGCUGAACUACAAUACCUCCGACGGGUAUUCAAAGCCAAUGGCUACCCGAGCAAUUUUGUCAACCGGUGCAUACGCAAAAUGGACGAAAGGCCUAACCGCACGGACACCAAAGUUUGGCGAGCGCUUCCAUAUGUCAAGAACGUUUCGGAAGCUGUUGGCCGCCUUCUCGCACCGCUGGGGGUUGGAGUUGUACACAGGCCAGAGGCAACCAUCAGGCGCCAACUGAUGAAACCAAAAGACCCACUGCCACGGCAAGAAACGUCUGGAGUCGUUUAUCGGAUCUGGUGCAGUUGCGGACAAAGCAACUACGUCGGAGAAACCGGAAGACAGCUCCGAACGCGAAUGGCCGAACACGCUGCAGCAGUGCGGAGAAAUGACGCCAGCUCUCAAGUUGCGGCUCAUUCGACGGGUUCCGGCCACACAUUCAAAUUUGACGAGGCCGAAAUUCUCGCAAGAGGUGACAACCGCGUGAGCCGGGAGCUGCUUGAGUCAUGGUUCACUGGCCCCCAGUCUAUUAACAAGUGCAAUGAUCUUCCCAUUCAAUACAGCGUGCUGAGACUUCAUCUAGGCGGAGAAAUUGGCCACGCGGGGAGCGCCCUGAUGAACACUCUUCCCAACACCCGGGUCAGCGCGUCAGAUGGUCGAGCAAUCAUCACGCCAACAUCCAACGCACGUGAUGAAAUUGCAGCAAUUAACGACGCGAAUAUCGACCAUCACGCCACGUGCAACGAUCCCUGA